Rhododendron vialii is the source of this 2082-nucleotide messenger RNA. Its product is annotated as glucan endo-1,3-beta-D-glucosidase-like. Gene Ontology annotation, cellular component: plasma membrane. The record is from RefSeq and is a predicted model, not a curated record. Gene Ontology annotation, biological process: carbohydrate metabolic process. The transcript has 6 exons. NCBI's taxonomy places the organism in Eukaryota, Viridiplantae, Streptophyta, Magnoliopsida, Ericales, Ericaceae. The coding region runs from base 333 to 1907 and encodes 524 amino acids. Gene Ontology annotation, molecular function: hydrolase activity, hydrolyzing O-glycosyl compounds.
AUUUGAUCAACAUCUGCUGAGUUCUCUCUCUCUCUCCUGCAAACACAACGAAGGUUUCUCUCUCUCUCUCUCUCUCUCUCUCUCUCUCUCUCUCCUGCAAACACAACGAAGGAUCGACACCUCGGCCCCACUCCACGAGCCCAUCGAUCGAUCAAACCAAAUAGUUGAAGGAACAGCCCCUUCCAUUAUUUUACUCGUAAAGUACCCACAGAAAGGCCAAUUCUUACCGUUACACCUUCCCGUCCCUUUUCACUUGCCUCCCCUUCAUAACCACAUAGCUUCGAUUAAUUGCUCGAACGAACACAAUCAGAAUUCUUCCCAGCCCUUCAACCAUGGCAACGACGUCGGUAAAUGCCUCAAUCUUCAUCUUCCUUUUCGUAUGCCUCCACUCCAUUUACUCAGCGAACGCACAAUCUUUCAUCGGCAUCAACUACGGGCAAGUGGCCGACAACCUCCCACCGCCGUCGGCGACGGCGAAGCUCCUCCAGUCGACGGCGAUCGAGAAAGUGAGGCUUUACGGCGCCGACCCGGCGAUGAUCAAGGCUCUGGCGAACACCGGGAUCGGGAUAGUCAUCGGCGCCGGAAACGGCGAUAUUCCGGCGCUGGCUUCCGACCCGAAUUUCGCGGGUCAGUGGGUCGGGUCGAACGUGUUGGCUUACUACCCGGCUAGCAAGAUCAUCGUUGUUAACGUUGGUAACGAGGUCAUGACAUCAGGGGAUCAGAACCUCAUCUCGAAAAUCUUGCCCGCCAUGCAGAAUGUCCAAAAUGCCAUCAAUGCAGCUUCCCUAGGUGGGAAGAUCAAGGUCUCAACAGUCCAUUCGAUGGCCGUGUUGACUCAGUCUGACCCACCCUCCUCGGGGGCUUUUGACCCGAGCUUUGGUGACACAAUGAAAGCGAUGCUGGCAUUUCAAAGAUCCACCGGUUCACCUUUUAUGAUCAACCCAUACCCUUUCUUUGCGUACCGAAGUGACCCAAGGGCUGAAACGCUGGCGUUUUGUCUUUUCCAACCCAAUGCAGGACGAGUCGACUCAGGAUCUGGCAUCAAGUACAUGAACAUGUUUGAUGCUCAGGUUGAUGCCAUACGAGCUGCCUUAAACGCGAUGGGAUUCAAGGACAUAGAGAUAGUGGUUGCAGAAACGGGGUGGCCAUACAAGGGCGAUCCCAACGAAGUGGGGACCAACAUCGACAAUGCAAGAGCCUACAACGGGAACUUGAUAAACCACCUCAGAUCAAUGGUUGGCACCCCAUUGAUGCCUGGAAAAUCCGUGGAUACAUAUAUCUUUGCUCUCUAUGAUGAGGAUUUGAAGCCUGGACCCGCCUCAGAACGGGCAUUUGGACUUUUUAACCCUGAUCUCUCCAUGACUUAUGAUGUUGGUCUUUCCAAAAGUAGCCAGAAAACGACUCCUACUCCAGCACCAACUCCAGCGACUCCCACAACCCCAACUACUCCAGUGACUCCCACCACGCCAACCACUCCAGCGGCUCCAGCACCAAAACAAGGAGGUUGGUGUGUUCCAAAGUCUGGUGUUUCCGAUGCCCAACUGCAGGCUAAUCUAGACUAUGCCUGUGGCCAAGGCAUCGACUGUAGUUUUAUUCAACCUGGUGGCGCCUGUUUUGAACCAAACACUGUGGCGUCACAUGCUGCUUUUGCAAUGAAUCUCUUAUAUCAAACUGCUGGCAGGAAUCCCUGGAACUGCAAUUUCUCCGAAACAGCAUGUCUCACUUCCUCAAAUCCUAGUUAUAAUGCUUGCAAUUACCCAGGUGGGGGUACCUUAAGUGGCCGAUUAGAGGCGCAGGGCAGUGGAAAUAGCUCGACUUCGGGAGCACCUCCGAAGCGCCUAUAUUACGUUCUCACAUGUAUAUGCGUUAUUGUACAUAAUGUUGUUUCUAUGCCUCAAUUGUUGUAAAAAUAAUCAUGUCUGGCCAUUAGAUAAGUCAUGUCAUGUUUAGUUCAUUGGAGAAAUAACUCCUCGCCUGGCUUUGGAGACGUUCAUGUUUCCUCCUCUCUCUCGGACAACCGUAGUCAUAUGAGGAUAUAUAUAUAGUGGCUGAAAUGGCCAAUGGGUCGCAACCAUUGCCUGA